This is a messenger RNA of Bufo bufo (common toad), 1541 nucleotides long. Its product is annotated as 5-hydroxytryptamine receptor 3A-like. Lineage: Eukaryota; Metazoa; Chordata; Amphibia; Anura; Bufonidae. Gene Ontology annotation, biological process: chemical synaptic transmission; signal transduction; regulation of membrane potential. The transcript has 9 exons. Gene Ontology annotation, molecular function: neurotransmitter receptor activity; extracellular ligand-gated monoatomic ion channel activity; transmembrane signaling receptor activity. The coding region runs from base 1 to 1416 and encodes 471 amino acids. The record is from RefSeq and is a predicted model, not a curated record. Gene Ontology annotation, cellular component: synapse; membrane; neuron projection.
AUGGCAGGAGCAUCCGCUCCAAUCAAGCAAAAAGUCACGGCGGCUAUGAAGAGCACCACCACCGGGACCUUACCUAGAAGCGACAGUACAUGCGGUGGUGAUGAACUGAACUGUAGUUUCUUCAAUUUAGCUAAAAACCUGUCCAAUAAUGACAAUAUUCCAGGACCUGAAGUUCGUCCAGUACAGGACUGGAGAAGACCUACCACAGUGUAUAUUGACCUGAGUUUGUAUACUGUUGUCAGCUUGGACACAAGUCUUCAAUCUUUAGUAACCUAUAUCUGGUUCAGUAUGGAAUGGGAAAAUGAAUUCAUAAAGUGGGAACCAGAAGACUUUUGCAAAAUUAAGAACAUGGUGAUUCCUGGUGAAAAGUUUUGGCAACCAGACCUAUACAUCUAUGAAAUGAUUGAAAAUGAGGAUAAGUCUCCAGUGAUUUCCUACUUCCUUAUCCACUCCAAUGGGUUAAUCUUGGAUACAAAGCCAAUACGAAUUGUUAGUGCCUGUGAUCUAAAUGUCUUCAAGUUUCCAUUUGACAAACAGACCUGUAAUUUGACUUUUGGCUCCUAUCUACAUUCUGUUAAAGACAUCAUCAUGUUGCCGAAACUCAACUCAUCUCAAGUGAACAUAAACACACGAAAGGUAUUUGUCAGUAAAGGAGACUGGAGCCUGUUGGACAUCAGUGUAUCAAACACGACAUAUUGGACUGGAGGACAAGAGUUUAGCAAAGUGAUCUUCCAGAUUAACAUAAAGCGAUCCUCUGUGGUCUACGUUAUAAACCUCAUCAUCCCAGCUUGCUUCUUGGUCAUUAUGGAUAUUGUUAGUAUGUUCAUACAUAUUGGAACUGGAGAGAGACUUGGGUUUAAAAUUACAGUGGUGCUGGGCUUCUCUGUGCUUCUGUUGAUUCUGAAUGACAUGCUCCCCAGUUCAGACACUCCCGCUGUUUUAGGAAUAUUCUGCUGCGUUUGUCUUGCGGUCAUGGUGUUUAGUACGAUUGGCUCUGUUGCUACCUCCUACAUGUUAAUGUUGUCUGAAUCUCAACCAAGCGCUCCAGCCUGGAUACAAAUGUGGAUCAUGAGACGUUUAGCACGUGUUCUGUUUUUUAAAGUAAAGAGCCCCAAAACAGAUAUGGUUUCUAUCAAAGAUGCCACUAGUGAUGGAAAGAAGGAUGAGAAUGUUCCUGACCUCCUGGAGAAGAAGGUUCUCCAAAAGGAAAAAGAUUCACUGGAAGUAAAAUUGCUAAAAAGGCUGCUCUUUGAAAUUCUACAAAUCCAUAAAGAGCUUACCCUAUCUCGAGAUACGACUGAUACCAAGUCAGAUUGGUGCAUUGCGGCCAUGAUUGUGGACAGGCUGGUCUUCAUACUAUACCUGUUAAUCGUCAUAGUCAUGUUUGCAGUGGUCAUCUGUGUUUGGGUCACGUGAUACAUUCUACGCAAAACCUCAAGAUCAUCCAUAUGUGUUCAUUUCCUUCUAUAAUUAAUACAACUUCUUAGAACUGUGGCAGGUUUUACACUAUGUGUAUCUUCUUACUAUGCAAAUAUUUUCUU